Dama dama (fallow deer) is the source of this 861-nucleotide messenger RNA. RefSeq names its product signal regulatory protein delta (gene SIRPD). Gene Ontology annotation, cellular component: plasma membrane. Lineage: Eukaryota; Metazoa; Chordata; Mammalia; Artiodactyla; Cervidae. The record is from RefSeq and is a predicted model, not a curated record. The transcript has 4 exons. Bases 1 to 861 code for a protein of 286 amino acids.
AUGACUCCUGUCCUUGAUUUCCCAUCCUACUCACAUCUGCCCUCCCUUCUGCUGGCUCUGUUGCUGAAACUCACAGGAACUUCAAGUGAAGAUUUCCAGGUGAACCAGCCUGAGAGUUCAGUGUCAGCCAAGGCUGGAGAUGUCAUAACCUUGGGCUGCAACAUUCCUGCACCAUCUCCAGUAGGGCCUGUCUUGUGGUUCAAGGAUGCUAAGCUAGAACGAAAAUUAAUCUACAGUUUCAAUGGACGCCGAUUCCCCCGAGUAUCCCAAGUGGUAAAUCCAAUGGCCAACCAGACAGACUAUUCCAUCCGCAUCAGUGAUGUGUCGCCUAAGGAUGCUGGCAUGUAUUACUGUGUGAAGUUAACAAUAGGGCAUCCUGACAUGGCAUAUAUAGCUGGCCCAGGCACCUAUGUGUCUGUGAGUGGAGUCACAAAUGAGAUGUUCAAGGUGCAGCAAGCUGAGAUAUCACAGACUGUGUCACCUGGGGAAACACUCACUUUGAGUUGCAGCGUACCAGAUUCAUUUCCAAAUGGACCCGUCUUAUGGUUCAAGGGGACUGGACCAAAUCGUGAAUUAAUUUAUAAUUUCCAAAGGGGUCUCUUUCCCAGAGUAAACCAAGUUGGAAACAUGGCCAAAGCUGGCAACAAAGACUUUUCCAUUCGCAUCAAUGAAAUCUCUCUUAAAGAUGCUGGCACGUACUUCUGUGUGAAGUUCAAAGAGGGAAAACCUGACAUAGAGUACCAAUCAGGUCGGGGCACCAAGGUGACUGUUACUGGAACAAGAAAUAAUUUUGUCCCGGAUACUCCAGGCAGACAUUUUUUGGCCACGAGGGGAACCAACUGGAACAAAAAUCUACUCUAG